Messenger RNA from Papilio xuthus (Asian swallowtail), 544 nucleotides. RefSeq lists its product as uncharacterized. The record is from RefSeq and is a predicted model, not a curated record. Bases 57 to 527 code for a protein of 156 amino acids. The transcript has 5 exons. Lineage: Eukaryota; Metazoa; Arthropoda; Insecta; Lepidoptera; Papilionidae.
CAGUUGCAUUUCGCGCAGCACCACGCAUUCUGUUAAUCAGUUACUUAUAUCGUACCAUGAAACCUUGCUGUGUGCUAUUUUUACACGUCUUCUUGGCCAUAAACAUUCACAUUACAUCGCAAUGCCCUUACAGUAAUCAAGACGCGAAAGCGGCAUAUAAAUCUGGCGAGAUACAUGACCAAUCGCCACCCAUAACAUUGGCUACUAUAAAGAGAAAAUUAAAGGAAACCAUGAUUUUCGACUACGAGGACCCCACGCUUAAUGACAGAGAGAAGAAAGAGUUAAGCAAACUGUUCGAUGCUGUUGAAAUAAUGACAACUUCCAGAGCCCGUCAGCCGUUCAACGUGCAAAAUAUGUUCUCUUCACUACGCCUAGUGGAAAGAGCGGUUAAGAAACAACUGAAGGAGGGACAGAUAUCAGAAUCCUUGGCAUCCAAAUUCAAAUGGGAUAAACUGUUAUACAAAUCGUCAGAAGAGAGACAAGCCAAUGUACUAUCUGGACAAACGGACGAACAUGAGAAUCUUUAAUACAAUGCCGUAGAAUU